CGUUCAUAUGUGCGAUAGAAAUUAAGAGAAAAUUACAACAAAACCAAACAUUUAAAACAAAAGUAUCGACACAUAAAAAAAUGGCAGGUGCUUAUGAUCAUUUGUUUAAGCUCCUCAUAAUUGGAGACAGCGGAGUCGGCAAAUCAUCGUUGCUGCUUCGCUUUGCGGACAACACAUUCUCAAACAGUUACAUAACGACAAUAGGUGUUGAUUUUAAAAUACGAACUGUUGAUAUUGAAGGGAAACGUGUCAAACUGCAGAUAUGGGACACAGCGGGCCAGGAGCGGUUUAGAACAAUAACUAGCACGUACUACAGAGGCACGCACGGUGUCAUUAUAGUGUAUGACGUCACAAACGGUGAAUCAUUUGCCAACGUGAAGCGCUGGCUUCAAGAAAUCGAACAUAACUGUGAUGUCGUCAAUAAAGUUUUAGUCGGUAAUAAAAACGAUGAUCCAAACCAGAAAGUGGUCAUCACUGAGGAUGCGCAGCGCUUUGCAAAGCAAAUGGACAUUCAAUUGUUCGAAACAUCAGCCAAAGACAAUAUUAAUGUAGAAGAAAUGUUUCUUGCAAUCACGAAAAAAGUCUUAUACCAUAAAUUACAGACCGUUCAAAAUAAGCAGGACAACGAUGAACCAAUUAAAACAUACAAAACAAAUCUAUCACUUUACGUACGCACUAAGAGAAACAAAAUGAUGAGCGAAGAAGAACAUAAGCAGAUGACUAUCGCACAGCAGAGUUCCAGAACCGAAUAUCCAUAAUUUCCGUACAAUAACAACAACAACAACAACAAGUGCAAUAGCAGCAAAAUGAUAAUAAUGAAUCAACAAUGGACAACUCCUUUGGAACUAAUAAUCAUUUUGUUCCGUCGAGAUUGAACAUAUCGAUGUUGUGUUUUCUUUGCAACGAAUGAGAUGAUUCAAUUCCGUUGCAAGAUAACCAACGGCAUCUACCUAAUAUGAACCGCUUCGAAUAGUUUAAAAGCAGGAAAAAAUAAGAAAAUACAAUAAAAAUCUAAAAUAUUACUCAAUUUUAGCCGAGUGAGUUGUGAGUUUUUGGAAUGAAUUUUUUUUUUUGAUACGGCUGAAAAAGAAAGAAUACAACAAAAUUUAGAAUAUUUUUGGAUAAUGGAUAUUACCGCGUUUUUUGCUCGGAUGGACGGCUAAUAUUUCGAUGCCACACUUCAAUUGAUAGAAGAAAAAAAACCAAAAGAAAAGUACAAAGAUGUGAAUGCAAUAAAUGUGUCUAACUCCAAUAUGCGAAGCAAAGCCAUCGAAAUAACCUCCGAUAUUGCGACGAAGGUGUGUUUUUAUCACCAUCACCACCACCACCCAGUCAAUUUAUGUGUAUAACCAAUUCAUUGUGGCUGCAUUUAUUCCUCUCAUUUAGAUGGAAAAAAGAAGAAAUACCCUCAUUCACACGAACACAUUUCGUUUCGUAUACUAUUUACUAGUGCGCAUAAAAUAAAUAAUAUCAAUCGCUUUGUAUUUUUGUAGAAAUUACAAGAAGAAAAGAAGUUUUGUUCUUCUCAAAACAAGGAAAAACGAAAAAUGUAAAAUUAAAAGAAACGAAUGCAAAGUGUGUGUGUUUUCGUUUUGAAAUUCCCUAGUCGAUAUUCAAAGGGAAGAAAGAAUUGGACAACACUCGCUAUUAGCCAUAUUCGAUACGUAAUCCUGCACUGAACCCACUAUUCAGUCUGCUAUAUAAAUAUCAGCUAUUAAAUUACAGGUCAAAAUCAUAUUUAUCAAUUUUUUUUUGGAAUUGAAUCUGCUUUUGAAUUUACACGAAGAAGAAGAAAAAAGAAUGUUUGUCGAUACUUCCAAUUACAAUUUACUCUUCCAAGUUAACCAAUUAUGAUUUGUUCUUUUAUGUUCACUCUUGCAAUUUCGAACGAACAAAUCACGAAUUUCGAAAUUAACAAAUAAAUUAUUACAUUUUGAUUGCAUAUCAUUUUGUUUACCCAACAACAAAAAAACGAUGAAUUAUUUUAUUUAUUUCCAUUCAUUUGUGCAUUUGUUGAUAUUUUUUUCUCUUCGGUUCUCAUAAACUAUAUAUAUAUAAAAUUAACUACUCUAUGACAUUUACUCCAACUUAUAAUUUUAGAAAUACUUUUUUUUUUUUAAAUAGGAGUGUACAAACAACUGAAAUAUGCUAUCAUUUUAUGUAUGAAAUUGUAAAAUAAAUGAAUACGGUAUAAAAGAAACAAGAAUUGAAUCAAAAUAAAUGGAAA
Sitodiplosis mosellana (orange wheat blossom midge) is the source of this 2227-nucleotide messenger RNA. RefSeq names its product ras-related protein Rab-35-like. Gene Ontology annotation, cellular component: endosome membrane; plasma membrane. Gene Ontology annotation, molecular function: GTP binding; GTPase activity. The record is from RefSeq and is a predicted model, not a curated record. The transcript has 6 exons. Bases 81 to 758 code for a protein of 225 amino acids. Lineage: Eukaryota; Metazoa; Arthropoda; Insecta; Diptera; Cecidomyiidae. Gene Ontology annotation, biological process: endocytic recycling.